Striga hermonthica is the source of this 855-nucleotide messenger RNA. The record is from the annotation of a GenBank genome assembly. NCBI's taxonomy places the organism in Eukaryota, Viridiplantae, Streptophyta, Magnoliopsida, Lamiales, Orobanchaceae.
AUGGGCAAAAGCAAUGAGGAUAGAAAAGAAGAAAAGAAGAGAAAAGGGAGAAUUUUGUGCUGUGAAAGGGAGGGUUUAAAGAAAGGAGCUUGGACUGUUGAGGAAGACAAGAUUCUUGUUGAUUUUAUUACAGAAAAUGGGCAUGGGACUUGGAGAAAUCUUCCUAAACUUGCAGGGCUACUCCGUUGUGGGAAGAGCUGUCGACUUAGAUGGACAAACUAUCUUCGACCUGACAUAAAACGCGGUCCUUUUACUCCCGAGGAAGAGAACACAAUUAUUCAAUUGCACAAGUCGCUUGGUAACAAGUGGGCCGCCAUAGCCUCCCACUUACCGGGAAGAACAGAUAACGAUGUCAAAAACUUCUGGAACUCCCAUUUGCGAAAGCGCUUUAGCAACCAAUCAGCUCUCGACCCGAAACCAAAACCGAAACCGAACUCUCCCGUGACCCGCCACAUGGCGCAAUGGGAGAGCAUCCGCCUCGAGGCCGAGUCCCGCCUCUUGUCCAAACCGGGGCCACAGCAAGGCGGUUAUUACCUAAACCUAUGGAACUCAGAAAUCGGGACUUCCUUCCGUAGUAAUAAAGUCAACGAGCUCGGACGAGCAAACUCCUCCCCCCAGAAUUCGUCUGUCACGAAAGUCGAGUCUUGCAGGAAAAGUGAGGCCAAUGGGGACACGCACAGCAAAAACGAGGGUGAUGACAUGGCGACGGCUCGUUCGGACAUGACUUCGAAAUCGUACGAGGAUCAUCAGUUGAUGCAUGACGAUGACUCGUCGGAUGGUAUGAUGAAAUUGCUGCUCGAUUUUCCAUUGGUGGACGAUGUUGACCUGGCGUUUUUCCAGGGAGCCGACGUGUAG